Messenger RNA from Bombina bombina (fire-bellied toad), 934 nucleotides. RefSeq names its product indolethylamine N-methyltransferase-like. Bases 33 to 782 code for a protein of 249 amino acids. The transcript has 3 exons. Gene Ontology annotation, molecular function: N-methyltransferase activity. Gene Ontology annotation, cellular component: cytosol. The record is from RefSeq and is a predicted model, not a curated record. Lineage: Eukaryota; Metazoa; Chordata; Amphibia; Anura; Bombinatoridae.
GCUCAGAUUCCAGCUCCCAGAAGCAUUAUGUGAUGGAGGAAUUUGAUCCAAAGCUUUUUGUUGACACAUAUUGCUCCCCCCGUUUUGACCAGGGUGUUUUUGAAGACACAGCUUUAAUUCCAUUUAAACUACUAACUACUGAGUUGUCUAAAGGACAUAUUAAAGGUGAAACCUUGAUUUGCAUGCCGCCUGGCACCAUUAUUAUACUCCUUAUUCCAUUGGCAGAGUGCUUUAAUGACAUCACCGUGUUAGAAUUCAAUGACGCUAGCAUAAAGGAAUUGGAGAAAUGGACAACUACUCAUGACGAUGCCUAUGAUUGGUCUCACACAUUUAAUACUAUAGCAGAUUUUGAAGGCAAAGGUGAGGACUGGAAGAAAAGGGAAGAAAACCUUAAAAAAUCAAUUAAAAAAAUUCGGAAAUGUGAUCUCACCAAAGAAAAUCUAACUGACCCAGUUACUCUUCCAAAAGUCGACUGUUUAUAUAUUGGUAGUACCCUAGGAAUGAUGUGCAAAAGUCGAGAUGAAUUUUCCACAAGCAUGAAGAAGAUCUCAAGGUGGCUAAAACCAGGUGGCCAUCUGAUAUUAUAUGUUUUGUUAAAUGGUGAAUUUUACACGGUUGGGGAACACCAAUUCCACUAUCUAACACUGGAUGAAGAGUUUCUAAAAAAAAUUCUCAAGGACAUGGGGUACAAGAUUGAAACCAUGGAGCUGAUUGAAAAUAAAUCAAAGCAUGAGGCUGUAUCUUAUGAUCACAUGGCAUUUAUAACUGCCGUCAUGCAAUGAGAUUUAAAAAAAAACACAUUAACCAGUAUAACAAUGUGUCUUGGGUGGGAUGGGCAUAAAUGUGCAGCCCUUCUUACAUUUUGCUAAUAUUGUGCAAGAUUUAAUUAUUGCUAACAGUGACUUUGGUGGCUACAAUAAAUUGUAAUGAAGUA